This is a messenger RNA of Tribolium madens (black flour beetle), 571 nucleotides long. RefSeq lists its product as uncharacterized. The record is from RefSeq and is a predicted model, not a curated record. Bases 15 to 515 code for a protein of 166 amino acids. Lineage: Eukaryota; Metazoa; Arthropoda; Insecta; Coleoptera; Tenebrionidae. The transcript is spliced from 5 exons.
UGCAACAUAUAAACAUGUUAAAAUUUGCUACGGUUUUGGUUAUGCUUCUAUUUGGUCACUUAAUGGCGGUAAUUUCAGAUGAUCUAUCUGAUGAAUUCGUUGAAGAAAUCUUGAAGAUUGAAGAUGUACAAAAUGACCGUGAAACAUGUUUUGAAGUUGUACAUCCACCUAAAUAUUAUGACGAAAUUCCAAAGACGAAACUUAUAUACGCAGAGAAAAUAAAUAAAGAAGCAGGCAUCAGAAAAGUUGUAGUUAAAGGGGGUAUAAUGUGCUCCGAAAAAAUAGAAAGGAUAUUUACUGCGAAUAGAGCUUCACCAUUAUUUGUAGAUCAAUAUAAGUGUUUGGGCUGUCGAAUGAACACAAAUACGAAUGGUGUUGCAAGAAAUUACACCGCAAAGCACUAUUUUCACAUUCCCUGUACUACGUGUUCUACGUGUUAUGGUAAAUGCAAGGGUAAUUGUUACAAAAUGUGCUCAAUUGACGUACUAGCUGGAUGCGAAAUUGUAACAAAGUAAAUGUAUUACAAGUAAUCUCGUAUAUUAUAAGUUCAGCAGUAAAGUAAAUAAAAUGC